Molecule: messenger RNA, 4726 nt
Organism: Xiphias gladius (swordfish)
Lineage: Eukaryota; Metazoa; Chordata; Actinopteri; Istiophoriformes; Xiphiidae
Gene: src
Product: v-src avian sarcoma (Schmidt-Ruppin A-2) viral oncogene homolog
Exons: 13
Coding region: 619-2250 (543 amino acids)
Biological process (GO): progesterone receptor signaling pathway; protein phosphorylation; cell adhesion
Cellular component (GO): extrinsic component of cytoplasmic side of plasma membrane
Molecular function (GO): ATP binding; non-membrane spanning protein tyrosine kinase activity; growth factor receptor binding
Source: RefSeq, a predicted model, not a curated record
AGACGCCACCCGGCUAAAUCACAGGUCAACUCUGCCCGAGAGAAGAUCCCACCAAUCGGGGUGGUUGCGCUGGGCUGGCGUCUCCUCCCCCCCCCCACCUCGCCGCCCCGAUCAUAUCCCAGUGUUUUGGUCGUGACUCCGCUGUCCCUGCGCAGCGGCUGUCCGUCGGUCGCUGCCAACGCGAGAGACGCCAGGGGUUAUAUGUGCAAACGGACCGUCCGGACGUCCGGAUCUCUCUGCUCCGAUGCCGCUGAUCUGGCCUACACGUGAAUGAAGAAAAGAAAAAAAGGGGGGGGGAAAGAAGAAGAAGGUUUUUCUCGGCUUCGGAGGCUUUCCCCGUCAUGACCUCACCGGGCCGCCCCUCCAGUUGAAUGGGAUCCCUCACCGCCUCAUCGCCUCGCUGUCGCUCGCCGUGGCACCGACUGUCUCCGCUCCCGAGCCCCGGUUUUCUCUUCUCUUUUUUUUUUUCUUUCUUUCUUUCUUUCUUUUUUUUUGGGGGGGGGAGUCUCUCCGAUCAGCUCAUUGAUGGUCUGACGCGAAAUCCGCCCGUCUGAUCGCCAGAGAAGAGACGACGCCGAAUCUCCGGUAACCCGCGCGUCAGGGGCACAGGCCGUGGCCAUGGGGGGAUCCAAGAGCAAGCCCAAGGAUGCGGGCCAGCGAACCCGCAGCCUGGAUGGCAACCUCAGCUCCGGAGGAGGGGCUGGUGGCCUCCACCUCAACUCCAAUCAACAGUCCUUAACGCCCAGCCGUAGCCCUGCUCUGGAUGGAGGUCUCGGCGGCAGUCAGUCCAUGGCCAAUAACGCAGAGCUGGCCCUGUUUGGAGGCGUGGACAAUAACAGCGUCACCUCUCCUAACAGAAUCACACUGGCAGGAGGUGUGACGACCUUCGUGGCGUUGUACGACUAUGAGUCUCGAACAGCCUCAGAUCUGUCUUUCAGGAAGGGCGAACGCCUUCAGAUAGUCAACAACACGAGGAAGGUCAACUGCAGAGAAGGGGACUGGUGGCUGGCACGCUCCCUGACCACCGGAGAGAGCGGUUAUAUCCCCAGCAAUUAUGUGGCUCCAUCCGACUCCAUCCAGGCAGAAGAGUGGUACUUUGGCAAAAUCACACGCCGCGACUCUGAGAGGCUGCUGCUAAGUUUAGAGAACAGGAGAGGGACUUUCCUGGUGAGAGAGAGCGAGACCACCAAAGGUGCCUACUGUCUGUCCGUGCUGGACUACGACAACACCAAAGGGCUGAACGUGAAGCACUACAAGAUCCGGAAGCUGGACAGCGGAGGCUUCUACAUCACGUCGCGCACGCAGUUCGGGGCCCUGCAGCAGCUCGUCAAUCACUACCGCAAGCAUGCCGAUGGGCUGUGUCACAGUCUAACAGACAUUUGUCCUGUACUGAAGCCUCAGACACAGGGCCUGGCCAAGGAUGCCUGGGAGAUCCCCAGAGAGUCCCUCCGCCUUGACCUCAAGCUCGGGCAGGGCUGCUUUGGAGAGGUCUGGAUGGGAACAUGGAACGGUACAACGCGCGUGGCGAUCAAGACCUUGAAGCCCGGCACCAUGUCCCCCGAGGCGUUCCUCCAGGAAGCUCAGGUCAUGAAGAAGCUGAGACACGAAAAGCUGGUCCAGCUCUACGCGGUGGUAUCCGAGGAGCCGAUCUACAUCGUCACUGAGUACAUGGGGCAAGGCAGCCUACUGGAUUUCCUGAAAGGUGACAUGGGCAAGAUGCUCCGCCUCCCCCAACUGGUGGACAUGGCCUCACAGAUUGCUUCGGGGAUGGCCUAUGUGGAGAGGAUGAACUAUGUGCACAGAGACCUCAGGGCUGCCAACAUCCUGGUGGGAGAUAACCUGGUUUGCAAGGUGGCCGAUUUUGGCCUGGCGCGCCUCAUUGAGGAUAACGAAUACACCGCCAGGCAAGGGGCCAAGUUUCCCAUCAAGUGGACAGCUCCUGAGGCCGCUCUGUACGGACGCUUCACCAUUAAAUCUGACGUCUGGUCAUUCGGGAUCCUGCUGACUGAACUGGCCACCAAAGGCCGAGUGCCCUAUCCAGGUAUGGUGAACCGGGAGGUGCUCGACCAGGUAGAGCGUGGUUACAGGAUGCCGUGCCCAGCAGAGUGCCCGGAAUCCCUGCACGAGCUGAUGCUGACCUGCUGGAGGAAAGAGCCCGAGGAGAGGCCCACCUUCGAGUACCUGCAGGGCUUCCUGGAGGAUUACUUCACCUCCACAGAGCCUCAGUACCAACCGGGGGAGAACCUGUAACCGGGCCGAACACGGAUAUGUGCAUGCGUCAUGCAUGCGCAAAACCGAGCAUGUGCAUCCGCUUUAGAGUGCAUGGACAAAGUAUGUGUGAGGGUAUGUGUGUGCAGCAUAACGGGGCAGAAAGCCGACAGCAAUCUUGGGUACAAUCAGUAACUCUCUGACAUCGGGGAUCGUCAGUGGGACAUCGAAACAAUCAACAAUCCCUCUUCAGCUCCUGCCUCUUUCCGAGGUCAUCGUCACACCCGCCGCCAUGUCAGAUAAGAGGGACUGGUUUCAAAGGAAGGGACUAAACUGUGGUAUUAUUUUUGUUUGUUUGUUUGUUUGUUAUACAGUGCUUUGUUUGUCAAUCAAAUCAACACUCUAUACAGCAAAGCAGGUUUUGCUACCUUCUUUGCGUUUGUAAGGUGCCCCCAUGAUAUAAACACCCCCGACACCCCUCUUGCAUUAAUCCACCCGACUGAUGCUGUAGUUUGCCAGCUCCAACGCUGCGAAUGGCACCAGACAACCAGGCACGAAAGGCCGCGUAUGGGCCAAACGCGGGAGUCCAGAGAAUGAACUCGGGAUACAACUGUUGUCCUGCUGAAAGUGCCGCUACGGGAUGUCUGUUUUUUUUUUUUAACUACAUUUAAUUUGCAACACACUUUGUGUCGGACUCAGAAUUUGUUUUUUCCAUUUUGCCCCUCGAGAAGCAACCGUUUGGGAUGUACAAUAAAUUUCCAGGAUACUGCAGAUCCUAAUUUUUUUUGUUAAAUUUUGUUAUUAGACCUGGAUCAACUGGAAAUUUUUCUGGUCAACAUUUUUACUUUCUAACCAUGCUCCCCCUGCUCCCCCAAGCUUCUCUCGACCGCUGCGAGGCUCUGAAUGAGCGAGUGAGUGAGUGUUCUCGCCCGCCAGCUGGACGAAAUUGGUUUUUACCGCUGUGACCAACAUACAGCUCAACACAAAGACGAGGCGAGGCAGCGUUUGUCUCUCUAUUUUCUUACAAACAAAAUGCUACUGAUCACUGACGGUCAUCUCAGGAUGGAGAAGACUACGAUUCUGCUGCAAGGAUUUUUGUGCCAAUGAAAAUCUUCUUUUUUUUUUUUUUUGUACUCUCUUAAAAGUGUAUUUUACUACGCUGAACGUUUCUUACCACGGAGUCUGAGUUGCGUAAGCAGAGGACGCGUUGCUCUUCUCAAAGGACAAUCCACUGUUUCGAGAUCCUGCACCCGUGUACGGCAGCAAGUGGCUCAACGCCAUGGUCUCGAGGCGUCGACGGGCCUUUGGGGACUGAAAUUAAAACCAGGUGGAUUUUUCUUCCACGCCUCCUCUCAGUCCUGACGUUCAUCAGUAGCGAAGAUUCCUAUUUUUAAUCAGCCUCAGUGCUUCCCUGAUUGGUGCAUCUGUGAGCACAAUCUUACACUGGAGAUGCUAUGUUUCUGUUGUGGUUAUGCCUUCCUCCAGCCUGCAGGGGACAGACCAGAAAGCUUUCCCAUAAACAGCAUGUAUAGCAAAUUAAUUGGCAUCUUGAAACUCAAUUGUAAAUAUCCUUAAUGGUAAUUUUUUUUUUUUUUUUUUUUGUAUAUAUCACCUUUUAUAAUUUAUUCCUUUUAAAAUAACCCAAUUGUUUAUUUUGCCCUCAGCAUCAUCUUUCAAACUUUAAUGUUUAUGGAACUUUAAAGGGUUAAAUAACAUCCAACAGUAAUGAUAUUAAAUAAAUAUAUAUUCUAGAAACACUUUUACAUUACAGUAUGUUUUUUGUGCAUGUAUUUCUGUGAAACCUAUCUUGGUUGUACAUUGUCAAUAUGACUGACGGGACUGGUGAGCUAGCUCCGUAUUCCCUGACUCGCCUUUUUUGGAAGAAAAUCUCGUUUUGUUUUUUUUUCCCCGUCUCGCUGGGAUGCCGAUCGUCUGCCCAGCGUCGCUCCUUCACACAAAGCAAUCAAAGCCUCGAGAUGUUUACAAUCGCGACGGUCUUCAGAAACACGUCCGGGCCGCCUCGGAGCUCGGUAAAAGAGCAGGUAAUCAAUCGAGCACGGUGCCGUUUUUCUGUGCCGCCAUCCUCCGCGGCUUCCACGAUCGGUCGACAUUUAUGAUCGGCCUCUCCGGCUUGGAUUUCCCCAAAGCAGUUCCGAUUACCGUUAAAUAGCUCCGAGUGCAGUCAGGUCGCCCGGCAUCGCGCCCCCCCCUUCUUUUUCCAGACCGGCGUCAGGGAGAGUUAAUGAGCAGAAAGGUGGGAAAGGGUGGGUCAUGUUGUCUGUACGCAGCCUUGCUUACAAGCCAAGGACAUUUCCUGUGGGGUUCCGUGGGUCUCCUUUCUGACUAUGCAGAUAUUUUUCAAAUCUGUCCUAUUACCACGUAUACUCUUUUUUUUCCCUACCGUAUUCAAUGGGAAUUUUCAGAAUAAAAGCUCUUUGUUAAAUCCUACUGAAUACUGUUCAAAUUUGAAAAGUUUGUUUGAAUAAAAUUUGUAUAUUGCCAGCUGUUUUCUGUCUUG